CAGAGGUAUAAAACGUCCACAAAAUGGAAGGAGGAAAAAUUGGGGAACAACAAGGAUGGCCGUUGCCAGAGCUACAACCAUCAUGAUUCUCCGAGCUUUCAAUUCCCGCCAUUUCCCUUCCUCUUUUUUUACGCCGCCGUCUCUCUCGCCGUUGGGUUCCAUCGCUCUUCACUCUACCCACCGCCAAAUCAGCUCCGCCAAGGUCGUCUGCGCGGCGGCGUCCUCCUCCGACAAGAAGGUCUCCGCUCGCCUCUCUCAAGUUCAGCAGCUACUCCAUGAAGCCGAGGAACGGGCUAGCUCCGCCGGCGACGAACCUACUCCUCAAAUCACUCUCGACCAAGUAACUGUUAGCUUCGCUAGAAGUGGCGGCCCUGGAGGUCAGAAUGUGAACAAAGUGAACACCAAAGUGGACAUGCGCUUCAAUGUUAAAAAUGCAUACUGGCUAAGUGACAGGAUCAAGGAGAAGAUAUUGCAAACGGUUUGCCUCUGCUUCUUUCGCUCUUAUGGUAGGGAACACAAUGAGAAGAACAGAAUCAACAAAGAUGGUGAAAUUGUCAUUUCUUCGACUAGGACCAGAACCCAGAAGGGUAAUAUUGAUGAUGCCUUGGAAAAACUGCAGGCAAUCAUAGAAGCUGCAUCUUAUGUUCCACCACCUCCUUCAGAAGAGCAAAAGAAGAAAAUUGCAAAGCUAGCUGCCAUAGGUGAGCAGAGGAGACUGAAUAACAAGAAGGUUCUUUCAGAUAAGAAAGCUUUUAGAAGAAGCCGAGACAGCUGGGACUGAAUGACUGAUUAUCAAUACCUUCCUCUUUUGGAUUUCAUCAUCAUUAUACGUCUGUGGAUUGUAGGAUGAUCGGUAUCAAAUACACGAGCACUUACCACAAUACCAGUAUACAUACACUGGCAAAACAAGGCUCAAAGAAGGGGUUUCUUUUUGAGUUUUAGUAGACAGAGUUCCCCCUACAUUUUUUAGUUUCCACAUUCUGUCACGAAACUCGUGAAGCAACACUUGUAGGUAACUGGGCUUGUUUGUUUGAUGGAUUUGAAUUUGUCAUGAGUUUUGUCCAAAAUUCAUUGUUUGCUUGAUUCAUUAGGAGCAACAAAUCCGUGGGUUCCACGAACUUUAAGGGUCCAAAUCCGUGGACCCCACGGACUUAUAAAUCCCACAUGUUGAUGUGGGAUUUGGAAUAUGG
Molecule: messenger RNA, 1190 nt
Organism: Linum tenue
Lineage: Eukaryota; Viridiplantae; Streptophyta; Magnoliopsida; Malpighiales; Linaceae
Source: the annotation of a GenBank genome assembly